Messenger RNA from Marasmius oreades (fairy-ring Marasmius), 753 nucleotides. RefSeq lists its product as uncharacterized. Gene Ontology annotation, molecular function: RNA polymerase II cis-regulatory region sequence-specific DNA binding; DNA-binding transcription factor activity, RNA polymerase II-specific. Lineage: Eukaryota; Fungi; Basidiomycota; Agaricomycetes; Agaricales; Marasmiaceae. The record is from RefSeq and is a predicted model, not a curated record. The coding region runs from base 1 to 753 and encodes 250 amino acids. Gene Ontology annotation, biological process: regulation of transcription by RNA polymerase II. The transcript is spliced from 4 exons.
AUGUCCUCGCAUUCCUCUCAAAGAAGGUCCUUUCGACAACCGACGGAGCCGCCUGUUCUUCCCGGAAUCAACGAGAUGUUCCCUGAACAUUUCAUGAAAUACACCCCAAACCUUCGCUUCGUCUUGAAGGAACAAGACGACGCAUAUUACUCGGAAGAAGCACGACGACCACAAUCAGGUCGGAGUCAUAGCUACGACUCCACCUGCUAUGCUCCCCAUAGCCCCCACGAGUCGCAUUCCACAAAUCAUUCUCAAUCACCCACCAGCAUCCGAGGUCACCGUGACCAUUCCUCUACUUGCAUAUCCCACCAUCAUCUUCCACCACCUCCCGCCCAUGAUCGAGAGUCAUCCGAAAAGAAACACGUAUGCCCAAUAUGUUCCAAGCGAUUCAGUCGGCCUAGCAGCCUAAAGAUCCAUGUCAACACCCAUACAGGAGAAACACCGUUCCGCUGCCCGUUCCCUGGAUGUGGGCGUGAAUUCAACGUCAACUCCAACAUGCGCCGUCAUUACCGAAAUCACGCUGGAGCCGGUAGCUUAUAUCUCCCGGAAUAUAACGAUCACGACGAGGACGGGCCUGAGUCACCCCCUUCCUACCAUUCUUCCCAUUCUCAUUCCCACUCUUCGGUUCCUAAUCCCAAUUCGUGGCAAAGUCACGGUCGUCCACCACCACCACCAUCAUCAUCAUCAUCGCCGUCGAAUGAACGUUAUUUGGGUCGUGGAUACUCGGGUUCUGAACUUGGUGUUCGUAGGUAG